Molecule: messenger RNA, 4199 nt
Organism: Amphibalanus amphitrite
Lineage: Eukaryota; Metazoa; Arthropoda; Thecostraca; Balanomorpha; Balanidae
Gene: Prp5
Product: probable ATP-dependent RNA helicase DDX46
Exons: 23
Coding region: 291-3782 (1163 amino acids)
Biological process (GO): mRNA splicing, via spliceosome
Cellular component (GO): nucleus
Molecular function (GO): nucleic acid binding; ATP binding; RNA helicase activity
Source: RefSeq, a predicted model, not a curated record
UGUCACACUUCAAACCCGGACUGUUGUAACUGGGAACGUGUGCUCUCACCACACGGAGUCCAACGCUCUAUGACUGAGCUACUGGACUAGCUUUGGCAGGAACCGGCUUUGGUAGGAAGACAGUAAGACACCUGUGCCAGGCACGUUGGGCCUCAGUAUCAACUCUGAGCUCCUGCCAACAUUGUGAGACUACCAAGUCAUUCCACUGAGACUAUAGAGUCAUACUGGUCUAUCUGCUGGCAGUGAUACCGCAAGCUAGCUUUGGAAGUUGAUAAUACUAUCGACUAGCCAUGCCUAAGGAGGGAAGGUCGUACCGUCGCCGGAGCCGCUCGUCUAGCGAUCGAGACUCGCCGGAGCGUGACAGGAGGAAACGGCCAGCCAGACGUCGCUCCCGCUCUCGGAGCAAGGACCGCUCCUCUCGCUCUCGUCGCUCCCCCGUCAGCCAAUCAUCACGGAGAGAGCGAAGCAGACGGGAGCGGAGCCGGCGGUCCAGGAGCAGGGAGCAUAGGCGGAGCCGGAGCCGGAGCAGGGACCGCAAGAGGCGCCGCACCCGCUCCCGCUCCCGAUCCGCCAGUCCGGAUCGCCGUAAGUCGGACAGACGCACGGAGACGACAUCCGCCCCGGCCGCAGCGGCGACACAUGACCAGGAGAACAACUCGGCCUUCGACCCCACCACCAUGGAUAAGGAGGCGGAGCAGCAGAGGCUGGAACUCGAGAUGAAGAAAAGGCGCGAACGGAUCGAAAAAUGGCGCGCAGAUCGGAAGGUCAAAGAGAUGGCUCAGGCUAAGAAGGAGCUGGAGAAGGGCACACUGCUGGAAAACCUCCAGAUCCCCAAGAAGAAGUGGAAUUUAGACGAGGACGGUUCGGAUGACGAGGAACCCAAACGUACCACCGGAGUGACCUCAGACCAGUCCAAGGACACGGUGGAGGUGAAGAAGGAGGAAGAAGAAGAGGAAGUGGACCCGCUGGAUGCCUUCAUGCAGGGCGUGCACGAGGAGGUCCGUAAGAUCAAAUCCGGCCGCAGUGGCUCCGCCGCCGCUGGAGGUACACCCUCCGCCACCGGUUCAUCGACCACCGGCAGUGGUACCGUGGUGAUAAAAGCCGUCAAAACCCGAGCUGUGGCUGGAGAGGAGUCGAAAACUAAGGGCGAGUUGAUGGAACAAGAUCAGGAUGGCUUGGAGUAUUCGGAAGAGGAGCCCGAGAUGGAUAUUCACGAGGCGAAUGAGAGACUGGCGCAGAAAGGUAAGAAGGAGCUGAUGAAGAUCGACCACAACAAGAUCGUCUACCAGCCGUUCAGGAAGAACUUCUGGGUGGAGGUGCCCGAGCUGAAGGCCAUGACUCCGGCCGAUGUGGAGGCUUACAGAGCGGAGCUGGAGGGUAUCAAGGUGAAGGGUAAGGACGUCCCCAAGCCCAUCAAGACCUGGUCCCAGGCCGGCCUCAGUAAGAAGGUUAUGGACGUGCUGAAGAAAAACGACUAUGAGAAACCAACGCCCAUUCAGGCUCAGGGAAUACCGGUCAUUCUAUCAGGUCGCGACAUGAUCGGUGUGGCCAAGACGGGCUCGGGUAAAACUCUGGCCUUUGUCCUACCCAUGAUGAGGCACAUCGCUGAUCAGCAUGAGUUGGAGGACACGGACGGACCCAUAGCAAUCAUCAUGGCCCCUACCCGGGAGCUCUGCCUCCAGAUUGGCAAAGAGUGUCGGAAGUUCGCCAAGCCUCUCGGACUCCGUGCUGUCUGCGUGUAUGGAGGAACCGGUAUCAGUGAACAAAUCGCGGAACUCAAACGCGGCGCUGAGAUCAUCGUCUGUACGCCGGGUCGUAUGAUCGAUAUGCUGGCCGCCAACUCUGGCAGAGUCACUAACCUGGUCCGAGUCACCUAUAUUGUGCUCGAUGAGGCAGACAGGAUGUUUGAUAUGGGAUUUGAGCCACAGGUGAUGAGAAUCAUCGACAACGUCCGCCCGGACCGCCAGUGUGUGCUGUUUAGCGCCACAUUUCCGCGCCAAAUGGAGGCCCUGGCGCGCCGCAUUCUCAUCAAACCCGUCGAGGUGCAGGUCGGAGGGAAGAGCAUCGUCUGCAAAGAUGUGGAACAGCACGUGAUUCUGUUGGACGAGUCGCAGAAGUUCUUCAAGCUGCUGGAGCUGCUCGGGAAGUCGGAUCAGCAGGAAAGCACGCUCAUCUUUGUGGACAAACAGGAAUCGGCUGAUGACCUUCUCAAGGACCUCAUGAAGGCGAUGUACCCCUGUAUGGCGCUACACGGAGGUAUCGAUCAAUUUGAUCGAGACUCGACGAUCAAUGACUUCAAGUCGGGCAAGAUCAACCUGCUGAUCGCCACCUCGGUAGCGGCGCGAGGUCUGGACGUCAAACACCUGACUUUGGUGGUGAAUUACGACUGUCCUAAUCACUAUGAGGAUUACGUACAUCGGUGUGGUCGCACCGGCAGAGCUGGAAACAAAGGUCGUGCCUACACCUUCCUAACCGAAGACAACGCUCGACAAGCUGGGGACAUCAUCAAAGCCCUGGAGCUCUCAGAGUCCAACGUACCGACUGAUCUCAAACAGCUCUGGGAACAAUACCGGCAACAGCAAUCGGCGGAAGGGAAAAAGGUCCGCACGGGUGGCGGUUUUGGCGGCCGCGGCUUCAAGUUCGACGAGAACGAGGCACAGACGACUACGGACCGAAAACGGUUCGAAAAGGCGGCACUGGGUCUCCAAGACUCGGACGACGACGAUCUGAACGACGACAUGGACUCCAAGAUCGAGUCGAUGCUGGCUCCAAAACGCUCCGUCAAGGAGGUCAACAAGCCCCCGCUGCUGACGCCAGUGUCUUCCACGGCGGCUUCCACACCGACUUCAGCUGCAGCGGCGGCGGCGGCGGCCGGCGCCGGCCUGCUGGGGCCCGUACCGACGCAGCCCAGCCCAGAAGUGCUGGCGCGAAUGGGCGGGCCGGCGUUCGCUAAUCUGGUCCGAAUCUGCGACUCUCUUUCCUCCGCAGCAGCGAUGGGAGCAGCCAUGAACGUGCCUCUGGCUCCUGGAAUGGCGCCAGCCAUGCCUGGACUCCUGGGACCCCCGCCUGGAGUAGCGCCGCCCGGAGCACCGCCAUUCAGCGUACCACCCCCGCUGGCGGCCGGAGGGGCGACGCCAUCGGGAAUUCCUGGAUUGAUGUCGACUUCACCAUUCGCUGGAGCGAGUGGAAGUGAUAAGCUUGAGCUGGCGAGGAAACUAGCGCUGAAGAUUAACGCCCAGAAGCAGUUGUCGAGUAAUGCUGCGGCUAUAGCGGUGUCUGUGGCAAGUGGAGUAGGAGGAGGAGCGGGGGUGGUGAGACCGGGAGGAGACGGACUGCUGGGAAGACCGGGACAGACGCCAGUGUUGACGGCUCGUAUGGUAGCCGAACAACUCGCUGCCAAGCUCAACACCCGUCUCAACUACAUCCCCGAGGAAAAGACGGAAGAGGAACCCGAACCAGAGGAGCCCGUCUUCACAAAGUACGAGGAGGAGCUGGAAAUCAACGAUUUCCCGCAACAUACGAGAUGGAAAGUCACCAGCAAGGAGGCGCUCGCUCAAAUCUCCGAGUACUCCGAAGCCGGUAUCACAGUCCGCGGCACAUACUACGCCCCUGGUACAAAAGUACCCGAGGGCGAGCGGAAACUCUUUCUUGCCAUUGAGUCCGCUUCUGAACUGGCCGUUAGCAAGGCUAAAGCCGAGAUCACACGGUUGAUCAAGGAAGAGCUGGUGAGGGCGCAAACACAGCACGCGGUGGGUAAUAGGGGUCGGUAUAAGGUGUUGUAGGGGAGAGAGGGGUAUGCUAGGGAGAGCGAGAGGGGUUAGUGAGUGAGAGAGAGGAUGGGAGAAAGAUUCGUGCUACAUUGGUUCUUGUCUAGUAAGGAAGUGGAGGGUGUCUUAGUUUGUGUUUGAGAGAAUUUGGGGAGAACGAAGCUUCUUUUGUCCAAUGUGUGCGUGAGGGAGGAUUGUGUUUAGCUUGCGGCUGAGAGGCUAGCAGAGACUAGCGCUCCAUUGCUCUAGUGCUCGCGCGUGGAGAAAGGAAGACACGGGCUUCUCUUCAGAGGCUAGGAGAGGUAGAUGAACCAUAUCUUUAGUUCGAAAGUUUGGCAAGAGAGUGAUGGCUGCUUGGCGUUUGCUUUUUAGGAUAGGAGAGAUGAAUGUUUUAGUAGACUCCUGUGGUAAAAUGAGUUUGAUGCUUCGUUG